GCAGUAGUUCUUUUGCUCCCCAGCCGACAACUAACUAACCCAACCCAGCUUGUCAGUCAGCCAGCCAGUCCCGACUCACACUCCUAAACCCAAUCAACCAUGGAUCACCUCUCGCCAUUGCCGCACCUCUAAUAUAUAUACUCCUCACCCACCACCAAGAGACCUCCUCCCCUCUCAAUUCCCUAAAAAUCCUUCUCACCUCAACACUCUUGCUUCCAUCCAUGGCGGUGAAGGACUGCGGCGGGCACAAGGGCUUCGGAACCGGCAGCGGAGCCUGCGAGUGCCACCGCGACAAGCUCUACCGCAAGCUCCUCGCCUUCCUCCUCGCCCUCAUCCUCCUCACAGCCUUCAUCAUCCUCAUCGUCUACCUCGUUCUCCGCCCACACAAGCCCAAAUUCUACCUCCAAGACCUCUCAGUCCUCUGCCUCAACGUGACACCCCCAACCUCCGCCUACCUCUUCACCACCAUGCAAACCACGGUCGCCGCCGUCAACACCAACGACCACGUCGGCAUCUACUACGACGCCACCGACGCCUACGCCGAGUACAAGGGCGUGAUGAUCACGGUGCCGACAAGCCUCCCCGUGGCGUACCAGGGCCACAGGGACCAGUCAGUGUGGUCGCCGUAUCUCCGGUCUUUCGACAGCGGGGUUGCGCUGCCGCCGGUGCUCGCCGUGGCGCUGGCGCAGGACGAGACGGCGGGGUAUGUGCUUGUGAAUGUUAGAGUGGAUGGGUGGAUUAGAUGGAAGGUUGGGACUUGGAUUUCGGGGCAUUAUCAUUUGAGGGUGAAUUGUCCGGCGUUGCUUACUGUUAAUGGGGGCAAAGGGAGCUAUGGUGAUGUUGCUGGUGGUGGCGAUGGGUUCUUCCGGUUCCAGCAGGCCGCCGCCUGCACCGUCGACGUUUGAUCGGUCAAGAAUUUAUUCUUCUUUUUCUUCUUCUCCUUUUUUUGAUCAGGAUCGUUUAAAAUGUAUGAAUUGAUAUAUAUAUACUUCUGAAGCUUCGGUUCCUCUGCU
Messenger RNA from Brachypodium distachyon (stiff brome), 1013 nucleotides. Its product is annotated as NDR1/HIN1-like protein 1. The record is from RefSeq and is a predicted model, not a curated record. The coding region runs from base 222 to 905 and encodes 227 amino acids. The transcript has a single exon. NCBI's taxonomy places the organism in Eukaryota, Viridiplantae, Streptophyta, Magnoliopsida, Poales, Poaceae. Gene Ontology annotation, biological process: defense response to other organism.